UUUAACAAGUACAAGAGGAAAGGAGAUUCACAAAUUAUUCUUAGGAGGAGAAUCUAUUCUCUCUCUUUGUCAUAACAGCCGUAGCAUCUUUCGUCAACAACUCUUUCCUUCCCAGAGUUCACAGGGAUUUGAAGCGUAAAUAAGAUCUUAUUAAGAUAUAGUUUGGGGGUUGUAGAUAUUGCUACCCGUUUUGUUUAAACAUGGUGAUGGUAGAGUCGAUUGCAACAACUUCACUUCUUGGUCACCGCCCUUUAUGUGGAAGAUUUUCCGCUAGGGAUGUCUCCUGCAAACAGAAAUCUUUGAGUAACUUCCUGUCUCCUUUCAAAGAAUUUAUUGGCAAAACGAUUGUUGUUCCUCCUUCGCCAAGAUUGAGAGUGGAAAGGUUAGUUAAUUCAUCCAUCAAGGCGCUUGCAAUGGAGCUGACAAAAGAGGUUUAUGCAUAUGAAGGAAAAGCACCAAGAAACUGGAGUUAUCUACUUGAUACUAGUGUAGAGCAAAAGCCUCGCUUAUGGUUGCCGGAGAACAGAGCUGAUAAUCCUUCUUUACACAAUCCCUUGCUUCGACAAGAAAGGAUGGGCUGUGGUUGGUUAGGCGCUUUAUUUGAAUGGGAAGGAGUUAUAAUUGAAGAUAAUCCUCAGCUUGAGAAGCAAGCCUGGCUGGCUCUUGCUGAGGAAGAGGGAAAAUCUCCUCCCCCUGCCUUUAUCCUCAGAAGAAUAGAAGGGAUGAAAAAUGAGCAAGCAAUUUCUGAAGUUUUGUGCUGGUCAAGAGAUCCAGCACAAUUGAGAAGAAUGGCUGCAAGGAGGGAAGAAGUUUACCAAGCUCUGCAAGGUGGGAUAUAUAGAUUACGUAAUGGUUCCCAAGAGUUUCUAAAUGCCUUGACACGUUACAAGAUACCAAUGGCAUUGGUAUCUACCCGGCCAAGAAAAGUUCUUGAGACUGCCAUUCGAGCCAUUGGGAUGGAAGGGUUCUUCAGCGUCAUUGUUGCUGCAGAAGAUGUUUACCGGGGAAAACCAGAUCCUGAAAUGUUUGUUUAUGCUGCACAGCUUCUGAAAUUUAUACCUGAGCGCUGCGUUGUGUUUGGGAACUCUAAUCAGACAGUUGAAGCUGCUCAUGAUGCAUGGAUGAAGUGUGUGACGAUUGCUAGCAAGCAUCCAGUAUAUGAGCUUGGGGCUGCAGACUUGGUGGUGAACCAUUUAGAUGAGCUCUCAAUUGUUGAUCUGAAGAACCUUGCUGAUAUAGAGUCGGCUGAAUUUGGUUCCAGGGAGCCUGAGUCAGAGUUGGAGAUAGAGGAAGAAGAGUCUCGGCCAUCUACCUCAAUAGCAAUAGAUGAUAUUUUCUGGUGAUUACGGUCAAGCUUGAGUUGCAUCAAUAGCCUGGGUUUGAGAUAGCCGCUCCUUCCUACCUCUAUGAUAAUUGCUGAAAUAAAUGAUUGACUUGCGAUCAGUUUUAUAUUUAAUACUAAAAUAGCUUUUUUUUUUCUUAUAGCUUUUAAUAUUUAACUAGUAUUCCCGAAUAGUUACUGAAUAUAAAUCGAGUUGGGUUUUAGCAAGGUUGUAACUGCCAACGAUCUCGAAGGCUUAUUCUUGCAUUUAUCUCUCCGUGGUGUCUAUUGGUAGUAAUUUAUGUUACAGGAAUCUCGUAUAAAUUUGCAAAUAGAAUUUAUGUUUAUGAGAAAUCAAAGUUAUCUAUAAGAAAAUUAAAUUGAGAAGAUUUUGAGUU
Gossypium raimondii (Peruvian cotton) is the source of this 1719-nucleotide messenger RNA. RefSeq names its product 5-amino-6-(5-phospho-D-ribitylamino)uracil phosphatase, chloroplastic. The record is from RefSeq and is a predicted model, not a curated record. Lineage: Eukaryota; Viridiplantae; Streptophyta; Magnoliopsida; Malvales; Malvaceae. Bases 201 to 1343 code for a protein of 380 amino acids. The transcript is spliced from 3 exons.